AUGUUGCAAAGCCUCCCCAGAGAGACAGAAGAAAAGGGAGGAGAAGAGUCGUGGAAGCAGCAGUUUGCUUCUCAGGAAGAAAAGAGGCAGAAGAAUGAGAGGCUCCAUCAACACCAAAAACAUGAGAACCAGAUGAGGGAUCUGCAACUGCAGUGUGACUCAAACAUCAGAGAGCUGCAGCAGCUACAGAAUGAGAAAUGCCACCUGCUGAUUGAACACGAGACCCAAAAACUGAAGGAGCUGGAUGAGGAGCACACCCAGGAGAUAAAGGAGUGGAGAGAGAAGCUCAGACCCAGGAAGAAGGCUUUGGAGGAGGAGUUCACACGGAAGCUCCAGGAGCAGGCCGUCUUCUUCAAGAUGAGCGGCGAAUCCGAAUGCCUUAACCCCACCACCCAGAGUCGAGUAUCCAAAUUUUACCCCAUCCCAAACCUGCACAACUCUAGUUUAUAUCCUCAAAUCAAACUUGGCUGUGCUAACAGACUCUUCCUGUGUGUGCAUCAUUUCUCUGACCGUUACUGAUAAACAUGAACAUGUCUUCACUGCUUCGAUUCCACCUUUAGUGAGCAUGAUGUGCCUACACUCCGUUCCCUCACUUAGUCAACUCUUAUCUGCUCGUUGGGAAAUGUCCAAUGGACAAAUAUGCACUUUUUUGAGCAUGUUCAAAAUGUAUAAGUCUGCAGUAGGUAGCUAUGGCCAAUCAUGCUUAUCAGAAGCAUUGUAAGCACAGCCUGCUACAGUAUGAAUGAUCUUCAGUGCCUCAUAUGUUCUUUUUUGUUUCUGCAUUUAGGGCCCAUCCAUGUGUUUAUUACAGCUUGCGGUAAAUACAGGGCCCCCUGAAUGUUUUGCACUUAAAUACCUGGAUAUCAUUUUCACCUGUAAUCACAAGGUGUUGAGAGAGAGUUUUAUUCAUUUCAUAAGCUGGUGAUUAAGCCAACUAUAAAGUCUGUUUUGCUGCAUGUAAGGUGGAGCUGGUUCUGGGGAGAUGUACUGAUGACUCAGAAGAGGUCUGUAGUCUGUAAGGCGUUGUUAUGGCUGUGUAGUCCUAUGUGCCCAGUGUGUAAUGUCUUCAUGGGAGUCAAAAACAGCAACGUGUUGGGAUCAUAAGGCUGUGAUUUAAAAGCAAGUGGAAUGUACUGUGUUGUGAAUCAUGCGCUGAGUAAAAUGUUACAUGUGCGUAGCUACAUAUGAAGUUCAAUCAGAUACUCUGCUUAACAUGAGGAUUUUAGUCUUUAAAAAAUAUAUCUAUUGCUUUAGUACAUUUCAUUUCAUUGCUGUUCUCCAAAAUACACAUUCCCCUGUUUAGUUAAAGACAGAGGUGGCCUGUUACUUCCUGGAGAAUGAUGAAAAUACUCAUAUAAAUAAAUAAAAGAUCACCUUUUUUGAGAAAUGUUCUCAUGAGUGAAUGCUUUUCUGUGUGAAGUAUGAACACAAACGUAUACUUAAAGAAUGUAAAGCUGUUGAUUUGCACUGUUUUGCCACAUGAGCUAAAAAGAUAUGCAGUAGUAAACUGUCAUGUGUAUUUGACAGUAAGUCACCUUUGUCUCACCCAAGCCUAUUCGAACUCCAAACUGAAUGAAUUGUUUGAACAUCUUUUCUUGCUUCUGAUUU
This is a messenger RNA of Scomber japonicus (chub mackerel), 1608 nucleotides long. Its product is annotated as STE20-like serine/threonine-protein kinase. The coding region runs from base 1 to 519 and encodes 172 amino acids. NCBI's taxonomy places the organism in Eukaryota, Metazoa, Chordata, Actinopteri, Scombriformes, Scombridae. The record is from RefSeq and is a predicted model, not a curated record. The transcript has 4 exons. Gene Ontology annotation, molecular function: protein serine/threonine kinase activity.